AGUAACCUUUGCAGGGGGGCGGCUGCCGCAUCGCCGGAUGCAGCUAACCUUUACUACGUCAAACUGUCCCGUUAUACAGGCUGAACUUUGACGAAGAGGAUGGACGAAGGUUCGGAGUUAUCCCUGACCAUCGCUCAGAUCGUGCAGCGGCUGAAGGGAAGCCAUUUACACUCUCAGAUAGAGAGGCAAGCCAAAGAGUGUUUACACCAACCUGACAUUAAACUGGAGUCUCUUAAAGAGGACGUGCGCAGCUUUCUCAAAACAUCAGGCUGGGAGAGACAGCUACAGAAUGCAGUGUACAGAGAGCUACAUGUCCAGCUGCCCCCGAGCCAUCCUGCGGCUCCUGAAGAGCAUCUCAAAGAGCCGCUGGCCUACAUGCGCAAGGCACAGGCCAGCUGGGAGAAGCGUGUCCUCAAAAGCCUGAACAGCAUGAGUACAGAGCUCGGAGUGCCUCUGGCUCGAAUGAGGCCCGCAGCAGAGCAGAAGGAGCUCACCAACAAAUGGAACGAGAUGGGCACAGAUGAACCAGAUUUAACUCGCUUCAGGCCUGUGUAUGCCCCUAAAGACUUUCUGGAGGUGUUAAUCGGCUUGAGGAAUCCGAAUCAUGAUAGCAGCGAGGACAUCAGCGUCAGGAGCCACUGGGGUCUCAUCCAGGUCCCCCUUAAUGUCAGGGACAUCCCACAGCUGAGACAGGCGUACUCAGAGCUGAACCUGACCACUGGGCAGUUAGGGAUUGAUGACCACGCACACAUCCAUCCAGACCUGUUUGAAAACGAGUACGUUCAGGUCGGGAAAAAAGUGCUCUUGGAGCAGGACAGUGCAGCAGCGCAGCAGUACAGCAGACAGGGCUGCUCCACCGGACUGCGGGCGGACCUGUGGGCCCUCAUUCUUAAUGCUGCUAACCAGCCACAGGAUGUGAUGCACUAUGAACAGCUCACUGCUGGAGUUAUACAACAUGACCUGCUGGUGGACAACCUCAUCUAUAAGGAUGUGAAGCUCACCGCCAGCAACGAUGACUACUACUUUGUGUUUGAAGAUUUCCUCUAUCAGGUGUUACUGUGUUUCUCUAGAGACACCGCCGUCUUGGAUCACUUCAAAUACAACAGUGCUACUCCUCCCAAAUCCGUCAUCCAGGGGAAGGGAGGAGAUGAGGAGUGUGCUGUUGUUUAUCCGCCCAACGGCGUGAUCCCUUUUCAUGGGUUUUCAAUGUAUGUGGCACCUUUGUGUUUCUUAUACAACGAGCCAUCCAAGCUGUACAGUGUAUUCAGGGAAAUGUACAUCCGCUACUUCUUCAGGUUACACUCCAUCUCCUCCUCUCCCUCAGGUAUUGUGUCUUUGUGCCUGCAGUUUGAGCGGCUGCUCCAGACCUACCUGCCUCAGCUCUUCUACCACCUUCGACAGAUCGGGGCGCAGCCGUUGCGUAUCGCCUUUAAGUGGAUGGUGCGGGCCUUUUCUGGCUAUCUGUCUACUGAUCAGUUGCUUCUCCUCUGGGACCGAAUCCUGGGAUAUGAUUCACUGGAGAUAGUUGCAGUCCUAGCAGCCGCUGUGUUUGCCUUCCGCGCCGAGAACCUGAUGGAAGUGACAUCACUGGCCUCCGCCGAGGCUGUCCUCGCCGACCUUUCAACUCUGAAGGUCAUGCCGCUCAUCCAGAUCUUUCUAUUUGCCACCGCCAUUUGAGGAGCAUGGAACCCCCAAGGAUGAGUCGCGGUGCGUACUGUACAUACCACUCGGAGCAUAAAGAGACACUCCGAAAAUGCCACUUUGCAACGCCAUAACUGCACUGUUAACCGUCCAUCAAGAAACGCCAGGCUGCAGUGUGGGACGUCAAGACAAAAACCUACACAUGCAUCACACACUUCAUCCUGCACUAGCUGAAGCAAAAAGCCAAACCCCUCUUUAGCAUGUAUGCACCAUAAAUAGUGAAUCCCCGCUAUCAUGUGAUCAGAUAUUAUACAGUAUAUAAGUAUAGCCUACAAACCAGUAAGGUUAAGCUAACCUCACAAAGCCAUAUGCUCCGCAGGAAAGACGAUCCGCGCAGCAGUGCUGGGAUCAGCCGAGAGGCUUAUUAGGAGACGACUUUCAUGGAGCAGUGAUUGUGUUGCGGUAGCAGCGUGCAAAAGAGAACAACAGCAACAUCUCCGAGCUCGGCUAAUGAAGUGUUAAUUAGCUUUUGCAAUUUGCUGUGUAGCUCCUGCUUGUUGUAACACUGUAAGAUAAUGCUGUCGCUGACGGAUGAGGAGACUGGAAGCAUGAGCCAGUGUGUGGAGGGGAUCAGACAGAAGACACAAACUGGAUUCAUAUGUCACUUAUAUGAUUAGAAGCUGCUGUGUAUGCACAUAAUGUGUUGUAUUUAUUAGGACACUGUAUAUUACUCUGUUAAGGGAGAGCUGGCCACACACACAAAAGUACGUAUUGUUCUUCUUACUGUUGUGCUGUUUAUCAGUCUAGAUCGUUUUGGUGUGAGUUGCCGUAGAGAUGUCUGCUUUCUCUCUAAUGUAAAGGAAGUCGUUAGCACUCGGUUUGUGGUGAUCAGAGCUCCAAAAAAAUACAUGUGAGAAACUCAACAUCAAUGUCUCUUUACUGAAAUCAUGACCCGGUUACUCAAGAUAACCUUGUUGUGAGCAGUUUCAUGUGGGACAGGGAUUCUCAACUUGCUUUGCCCUUUUGCUUUUGCAACAUGAGAAGAGACCAGGGGCCAGUUAAUCAAUAAAUAUAAAUAAUAAUGGUUAGCACUGCUGCCUCACAGCAAGAGGGUUCCUGGUUCGAACCCAGGGGUG
Messenger RNA from Epinephelus lanceolatus (giant grouper), 2777 nucleotides. RefSeq names its product TBC1 domain family, member 19 (gene tbc1d19). The record is from RefSeq and is a predicted model, not a curated record. NCBI's taxonomy places the organism in Eukaryota, Metazoa, Chordata, Actinopteri, Perciformes, Serranidae.